AUGCAGCCUUUGCACCUCGGUGUCCUGUCCAGUGCCGUCUGCCAUCUGCCAUCUUGGACAUUGGGUCUAUUCACGGUUUUGACAAAAAGACCGGGGGAUUCACCCAAAAUCGACCUCGAUACUACCUCACCACCCUACCAGCCAAACCCCCUCUUCUUCCGCCCCAUCGUCGUCGUCUUUAUUUUGUCCGAGUCGAAGCACAUUGGUGGAUUUGUUCCAUUCCUUUUCAUUUUGCCGUACCACGGUAUGUCACUCCAUGGUGUCCAACUGCCGCACUUCGAACGAGCUUGCUUUCCCCCUGGCGGACCCGUCACCCGUCACCCGUCAGCCUCCCCGGGCUCGCACCGUUAUGUUCGUUGUCUUAGCAUUCUACCGGUUUGGCUGCCCCGGGCUCUCAUCGACUAUCGUAUCCGCAUCGCCCAAUGCUUGUGGCUUGUGGCUUCUCCAGCCUCCCCGAUUGACUGCCCCUUGGGCCCUUGGAUAUCAUGUCAUGGACUCAUGGUAGAGGUGCAGAUGCUGUACCAAUCCCUCGACUUCCCCUUUGGUCGCUACGGAGCCUUGUCUCCCUUGACAUGCCUGCAGUUCCAUCGUAGAUCGCGGUGGAUGGUGGGUUACGCCCCCAUUCUCCCAAAACCCCAACUGGAAUGGCCCAUGACGCAGUGCCGACCUGGAGCCCCUGAUUCUUGA
Molecule: messenger RNA, 687 nt
Organism: Sodiomyces alkalinus F11
Lineage: Eukaryota; Fungi; Ascomycota; Sordariomycetes; Glomerellales; Plectosphaerellaceae
Exons: 4
Coding region: 1-687 (228 amino acids)
Source: RefSeq, a predicted model, not a curated record